UACACGUAUUCGGGAGGUUGGAUGUUGGGGCACCUUCAUUGAUGGGUGUGUGUGUGUGUGUGUGUGUUUUGUAGGCGGGUGUGCAGACAUGAUUUCAUUUGAGUGCUUCGGCUGGCUGGAGAAUGAGAAGAUGAAGAGGAGGAAGAAUAGGAAGAUGAGGAAGAAGAGCGGGAGGCGACAUCACGUCAGUGGACAAGUGGGCAAGGACGAGUAGCAUCAGGCUAGUGGGAAUCAAACUGACGACCUGAAGCUACUUUACCUUCUUUUUCUUCACAACUCAACAUGUGCAUCUCCAUGGCGUCGUGUGCGUGCCUGUUGCUGAGCACGUGUGUGUUUGUGUGCGCGGCGUCUAACGUGGACACGUCCUUCCCGCUGCUGAAGACGGGCGCAGACAGAAGCCUGUUUGGACUUUCUGUGGCCUUCCAUCCUGACCUGAAGUCUGACCAGUACCUACUAUUGGUCGGAGCUCCCAGAGAGAGGGCGGAGCCUAAUGUAGCUGCCAAUUACACGGGGGGCGUGUACAGCUGCCCAAUCACUGCCAACCAAUCAGACUGCAGGAGGAUGCUGCUCAUCAAACCAGACUUGAAUGUGUCUGAGGACCUGAUUGAGGACAUGUGGCUAGGCGUGUCGCUGGCCAGUCAGGGGCGCCCCGGGGGGAGGGUCCUGGCGUGCGGCCAUCGCUUCGCGAAGGUUUACGGGGCGUCCAAGCUCAGACACAUGAUCGGCCGCUGUUAUCUCCGUGGCAACGACCUGCAGUACGAUGACGCCGACCUCCACUGGCAGAACCCCGACCAGGUCUGCAGUCACCUGGGGGACAUCAGCGGAGAGGUCAUGUGCAACAUGGGAAUUUCUGCCGCCAUCACUCAAAACGAGGUCAUCGUGGGCUCGCCCGGAAGUUACCAGUGGCAAGGAAACGUUCACGUGUCAUGGAUGAAUCCACAUGUUGCCUUCGAUACCAGGAGGAGCUCCUUGGACAACCUGCAGCGAAGAAACAUCUACAUAGGGUAUUCAGUCAGUCAGGCUCGGGCGCUUCUCUCUCAAGACGACGACACCAUCGUAACAGGAGCUCCUAAGGACACCAAGGAAGACGCCCGUGGCUCCGUGCUGCUGGCGGUCAAACAUGGCGGCUCGCUGACCGUCGGCCAGACGCUGCGAGGAGAGCAAACAGGUUCCUAUUUUGGCAACGCAGUGGUGACCUCGGACCUCGACGACGACGGGUGGAGCGACUUGCUGGUGGGCGCGCCCUUUUUCUUCCAUCGGCAGCAGGAAGUAGGCGGGGCGGUUUAUGUCUACAUGAACGCGGGAGGUCGUGUUCCCUCCAGACCCACCUUAGUUCUGAAGGGCCCCGCCGGUUCGGCCUUCGGAAUGUCGCUCGCUGCCGCCGGAGACCUGAACCAAGAUGGCUUCCAGGACUUUGCAGUCGGAGCGCCAUUCCACGGAACAGGAAGUGUGAUGAUCUUCAGCGGGAGCAGAGACGGCGUGCCAACGAAACCCAGCCAGGUGAUCAAAGGAAGCAGCGUGUCUUCUCGCUUCACCACCUUUGGAUUCUCUUUGUCUGCGGGACUCGAUGUGGACGGGAACAAAUAUCCUGACCUGCUGGUCGGCUCUUUGGAUGACACUGUCGCCCUGCUCAGGUCUCGUGCUGUCAUCCACCUCAAUAAAGCCAUCAGAGUGUCUCCAAACCUUGUGGAUAUAAGCAGCUGUGACUUCUGUAUUCAAGUGGAAGUGUGUUUCUCAGUCACGCCCAGCACCACCGAGACAAACCCUCAAAACAUCAACGUCCACUUCACGGUGGCUGCUGAUGUCACCGGCCUCAAGCCCCGCCUCAUUUUCAAGGACAGCGGGGACGGCGGGUAUUCGGGCUCCGUGCUGGUGCAGAGACGUCGCUGCAAGACGUUGAGAGUGGGACUCGUGACUCCAAUCCGAGACAAAGUGGAACCUCUGGUCUUCUCUCUGAACGCGUCCCUGACCCACAAGCUGCCCAAGAAACAAAACGUUGUCCAGGACUUGAGACCCUUCCCCGUGUUGAGUCACAUCCAUCGACCAAUCAGGACGCAGGUCCACAUCCAGAAGGCUUGUGGUUCUGACAACCGUUGCCACAGUAACCUGCAAAUGACGGCCCAGUUCACAGACGAGAACCACAACCCCUUGUCCACGUGGGCGGGUCGGCAGGUCUGGUUCUACCACGGCACGGUCCAGAGAAUUCUCCUGCAGGUCAACGUCAGCAACGUACCGUCACCACGCCGACCCGCAGAGGAUGCCCACAACGCGGUUUUGAACAUCAGCGUCCCCCCGUCACUGACCUACUCCGGAGUUCGAACUAAGGGCGGGGUCCAGGAGGUCCGGUGCUGUGCAGAAGGUUCCAUGGCCGCGUGCGAGCUGGGGAACCCGUUCAAGAGCAACCGAACGGUCCAAGUGUGGAUCAUCUUCCAGCCCUCCCAGAUCCCCUCGGGGACCUCGGACAUCCAGACGGUGCUGCAGAUGUCCACGCUCAGCCAACAAGCAGACUUGUCUCCAGUCCUGGUCUCCCUGGCGGUCAACUACUCGCUGGACAUGUCCCUGACUUUGAGCCAUCAGCCAGGCCCCGCCCCCUUCAGUGGUCAGGUGGUGGGCGAGUCAGCGAUGAGGACCACAGAGGACGUGGGGACUCUGCUCGUCUUCGCCUUGCAGGUACAUGUGGGCAGGAGGCCACUCGGUCACCUGGGUAACCUGGAGCUGGCGUUCGAUUGGCCGAGCGAACUGUCCAACGGGAAGCGGCUACUCUACCUGACGGAGAUCACAGUGAACGGUGCCUCGGAACCUCGAUGUGUUCCGCCCACCGACGUUAUCAACCCCCUGCGCUUGACGUUAUCAGAGGGCGAGAGGGGGCAGAGGGGGCAGAGGGAGAGGCGGAGUCCAGAGGAAGUGUGGACAGCAGAGAGUCCUCCUGUCAGACACCUGCAGGCCAAGAAGUCCUACGAGCUGGACUGCGUGCACGGGGCCAAGUGCGUCCAUUUUGUGUGUCCGCUGCUCCACGUCAACAACAGCGCCUCCAUCACGCUGCGAGCCCGACUGUGGAACUCCACCAUGCUGGAGCACUACACAGACGCCAGGAAGAUAGUACUUCGAGGCCGUGCCACACUCAGACUGCAUACAGAAAGCACUGACGUCAGCAUGGAGGGACCCAGUACACAGAUGGAGGUCCAUGUUUACCCAGAUCUGCAGGAGCAGGUGGACACCAGCGCCCCCCUAUGGAUCAUUGUGGUGUCGGUUCUGGCUGGACUACUGCUGCUGGCUAUGAUCUGCCUGCUGCUUAGGCAGUGUGGCUUCUUUACCCGGCGGAGAGCGUGGUGUGCGGCGACGCAGCAUCAGGGUAAGCUCGUGCUCAAAGACAAGGAGACACACGUCGCGCAGGGUGCCAUCUUCGCAGACAACACGCCCAAGCGCUGGGUGACCUGGACCGCCACGCACUGAAACGCUGCUCGUCUCCACGGGAAAGCCUCGCCAGAACAUGUUGUGUUUGCAUCAUGUAGUUACACCAAGAAACAGCAGGGGGCGCUGCUGCACGAAAGAUGUGUUAUUGUUGUGCGGUGUAAACUAGCCUACAUUCAUAUGUGGAAUAUUAUUAAAAAAUCUUUCCAGUUUGAAUUGCCGGUAGUAGACAGGAAUAUGAAAGAGUUUUAUUUGAAAUGGUCAGCGUUAAAAGUUUCAUAUCACAUCGAAGCGAACAGGACAAAAGUGUGAAAGUGAGAAGAAUGGAGAGCAAGCAUGAACCUGACAUCCAGGUGUCUACCACACAGUCAGGUCCAAGUCUUCAUCACCACACUCGUCUUCUUCAGCAGGAAACAGUGUCGCCUGAUGGACGACAUCGUCAUCUUCAUCACAAUGCUGAUAAUAAAAGGGGAACUACAUUUUGGGGGGAAUUUCGCCUAUCAUACCCAAUCCUUAUGUAAGACAAGAACAUGUUUUUCUUUUUUUAUGCAUUCUAAAUAGUAAAUAAACGUUAACAAUA
Messenger RNA from Entelurus aequoreus (snake pipefish), 3991 nucleotides. RefSeq names its product integrin alpha-3-like. The record is from RefSeq and is a predicted model, not a curated record. The transcript is spliced from 28 exons. Gene Ontology annotation, biological process: cell-matrix adhesion; cell adhesion mediated by integrin; integrin-mediated signaling pathway. Gene Ontology annotation, molecular function: integrin binding. Lineage: Eukaryota; Metazoa; Chordata; Actinopteri; Syngnathiformes; Syngnathidae. Bases 283 to 3453 code for a protein of 1056 amino acids. Gene Ontology annotation, cellular component: integrin complex; external side of plasma membrane.